Messenger RNA from Arachis ipaensis, 1963 nucleotides. Its product is annotated as calreticulin-3. NCBI's taxonomy places the organism in Eukaryota, Viridiplantae, Streptophyta, Magnoliopsida, Fabales, Fabaceae. Gene Ontology annotation, molecular function: calcium ion binding. The record is from RefSeq and is a predicted model, not a curated record. Gene Ontology annotation, cellular component: endoplasmic reticulum; endoplasmic reticulum membrane. Gene Ontology annotation, biological process: protein folding; ERAD pathway.
UAAGUAGCUCAAGUCUGCAACUUGAACUUGGCACUACCCAAUAUGGCUAAUAAUAAUGCAUUAGCUGGGUUAAAGAACCUUGCUUUGUUUUGCUUUGUUCUGAUACAUGUUUCUGUUUCUGUUUCUGAAAUCAUUUUUGAAGAGCGCUUUGAUGAUGGAUGGAAAGGUCGCUGGGUGACAUCCGAUUGGAAAAAAAGCGAAGGAAAAGCCGGUUCGUUCAAGCACACGGCUGGAGAAUGGUCGGGAGACCCAGAUGACAAAGGCAUUCAAACAUCUCAUGAUGCCAAACACUUUGCCAUCUCUGCAAAGAUACCAGAAUUCACCAACAAGAACAGAACAUUGGUCCUCCAAUAUUCUAUAAAAUUUGAACAAGAUAUCGAGUGUGGUGGCGGUUACAUAAAGCUGCUCUCUGGUUUUGUCAAUCAGAAGAAGUUCGGCGGCGAUACUCCUUACAGCUUAAUGUUUGGACCAGAUAUAUGUGGAACAGACACAAAGAAGCUCCAUGUCAUACUCUCAUACCAGGGUCAAAACUAUCCCAUCAAGAAGGACCUGCAAUGUGAAACUGACAAGUUAAGUCAUUUCUACACAUUCAUUCUUAGGCCGGAUGCGUCAUACAGCGUCUUGAUUGAUAAUAGAGAGAGAGAUUCAGGAAGCAUGUAUACAGAUUGGGACAUUCUUCCACCACGGAAACUCCGAGAUACCAAGGCGAAAAAGCCUAAAGACUGGGACGAAAGGGAAUUCAUUGAAGACCCUGAUGAUGUCAAACCUGAGGGAUAUGAUUCAAUCCCAGCUGAAAUUCCUGAUCCAAAUGCUAGAGAGCCUGAAAACUGGGAUGAAGAGGAAGAUGGUAUCUGGAGGCCACCAAAGAUACCGAAUCCAGCAUACAAAGGACCAUGGAAAAGAAAGAAAAUCAAGAACCCUAACUACCAAGGGAAGUGGAAAACUCCAUGGAUAGAUAAUCCAGAGUUUGAAGAUGAUCCUGAUCUUUAUGUACUUAAGCCUAUCAAGUAUGUUGGCAUCGAAGUUUGGCAGGUGAAAGGUGGUUCAGUUUUCGACAACGUUUUGAUUUGUGAUGAUCCUGAUUAUGCAAGACAAGUUGUUGAUGAAGUUUUUGCCAAUAGAGAGAUUGAGAAGGAGGCUUUUGAGGAAGCAGAAAAAGUGAGAAAAGCCAAAGAGGAAGAGGAGGCUCAAAGAGCAAGAGAAGAAGGCGAGAGGCGCAGGCGAGAGAGGGGCCAUGAUCGACGAUACCGGGACAGAUAUAAAGACAAAUACAGAAGGCAUCGCCGUUAUGACUACGAUCAUGAUGAGCUCUGAAGCAGUUAUGUUUCCUUCUUUUCCAAUCUCGUUGACAAGAAUUUGCUGACCAAGAAAAAUGGCCGCCCUUCCUAUCUCAUCCACAAGAAUCUCCCAAUCGAUCAUUCGAUCCCACGAGUUUAAUUUCUAUGUAGUGUCAAUGUUUUGUUUUAAAUUGUUAUUAUACGAGGUACGUGCAUCGAAGCAGACUUGACUUUCGAAAAUGACCAAAUUAGUCCUGAAUUUAUAAAUUGUGAAUCUCCUUAGUCCUUAAUUCAAUUGUUAAAACAAUGCCGACAUGGAGUAUUUAAGUGUCAGUGUGGCAUCCACAAUGGUAAGAUGACAUGGCUAAGUCUUUAAUAUGAUCAAAUAGGUGUCGUGAAUUAGUUUCUUGGAUUCAUCUUGGUUUUAUAUUUGUGUGAGAUACCUAUUUGACCAUACUGAAAUCUUAGUCAUGUUACCUUUUCAUGUCAGUAUUAAUGCUUGUUGAAUUACGGAAGAAUGAGAUUCACAAUUUAUAAAUUCAAUGACCAAUUUGGUCAUUUACAAAAAUCAAGUACUAUUUUGAUGAGCGCUGAAAAUUUCUGGAGCAUUACCUCAGUAUAUAUAUGUAUUUUUACUGUUAAUUUCUAGGGAAAAUUCAUGGAAAUAAAAAUUGUUUUUUGUUGCA